CACAAUCACACGACGUCACACUUUGUUCCGAAUCUACUCCCGAGAAUUCGCUCUACUUACAUCCAGUGAACACCUACCAAUGUCUUUUGCCCGCCAGGCUAUGCGGGUCGGCUUAUCUCCCAGAUUUUGCCUUGUCUCCGCUUCUGGCUCCUCUCUCACCUCUACCGUCAUCCGGUCUGCCGUCGCUCAGCGUCGACUUCUACAUUCUUCCCGAUGCUCGAGUGCUUCUCAGCACGAUCCCAGCCAUCAUGAUCAUGGCCACGAGCAACACACGGAGAGCUUACACAGUGACAUGAAGCUUCUACAUGGCCGAUACCCAGAAACACCGCUGUACUCUGACCUCAACUCUAAUGUGAAUGUCAAAAAGUUCAAAACUGGCGAGAGAGCCAUCGACAAGGCCGUCCAUCUUUUCUUCUUGACUGAAAUCAUGCGGGGCAUGUGGAUCGUUAUGGAAAACUUCUUCCGUCCACCUUACACCAUCAUGUAUCCUUUCGAAAAGGGUCCUCUUUCGCCUCGUUUCAGAGGAGAACAUGCCCUCAGGAGAUACCCAAGCGGCGAAGAACGUUGCAUUGCCUGCAAAUUAUGCGAAGCGAUUUGCCCUGCCCAGGCUAUCACCAUUGAAAGUGAAACUCGCUUAGACGGUUCUAGGAGAACAACGAAAUAUGAUAUCGACAUGACCAAGUGUAUAUACUGUGGUUUCUGUCAGGAGGCAUGCCCAGUUGAUGCUAUCGUCGAGACUCAAAAUCAGGAAUUCUCCACCGAGACCCGUGAAGAGUUGUUGUACAACAAGGAGAAGCUGCUAGCAAAUGGUGACCGAGCCGAGGCGGAGAUUGCUGCGAAUUUGCAUGCUGACCAUGUUUACCGGUGAAAAGCUGAGUUAGGCAACGCAGACUGGAUGCCUCGAGUAAAGUGUGUACCGUAGAGAUGAGACGUGGAAUGAGAAUUCAAACAGUUACUUUCUUCGCUCAGUCAAUAUGUGGAAACAUCUUUCAAUCGGCUCUUCGGACAAUUAUCAAUAC
Lentinula edodes (shiitake mushroom) is the source of this 1019-nucleotide messenger RNA. Its product is annotated as NADH-ubiquinone oxidoreductase 23 kDa subunit. Gene Ontology annotation, biological process: mitochondrial respiratory chain complex I assembly; mitochondrial electron transport, NADH to ubiquinone. Gene Ontology annotation, molecular function: 4 iron, 4 sulfur cluster binding; NADH dehydrogenase activity. The transcript is spliced from 6 exons. The record is from RefSeq and is a predicted model, not a curated record. The coding region runs from base 80 to 868 and encodes 262 amino acids. Lineage: Eukaryota; Fungi; Basidiomycota; Agaricomycetes; Agaricales; Omphalotaceae. Gene Ontology annotation, cellular component: membrane.